Molecule: messenger RNA, 2251 nt
Organism: Metopolophium dirhodum (rose-grain aphid)
Lineage: Eukaryota; Metazoa; Arthropoda; Insecta; Hemiptera; Aphididae
Gene: Pex23
Product: tectonin beta-propeller repeat-containing protein
Exons: 10
Coding region: 264-1868 (534 amino acids)
Cellular component (GO): membrane
Source: RefSeq, a predicted model, not a curated record
AGUCACUUAUCACAGAUUCACAGAAUAACGAUAAUAAUAACAGUGCCGUGGCAUUAUAUUUUACGCAAAACUGCGAAAGUAUGAUAUCUAUAAACUAUCAAUAAUUAUCUACCUAUGAUAUUGCCAAUAUGUUUUGGUUAAUAUAACAAUCCAUCGUGGCGUCGUGCAUCACUGCACCGAUAGAUGGGCUAUUAAACAGUAGAUAGCUGUGAAGACUACCUAGUUACUAAGACUACCGGCUGCAUGUUUUGCACCACGAUAAGAUGAACGAAUUGCAAUGCGUAUUGGCUAUUAAUAACUACGGAAAGAUUUUCACGCUGUCUGCGUUUGAUGACCAAUGGAAACCGUUUCCCCACAUCGGCAUGGAUCUGAAACAUAUUUCCGCCAUCGAGAAUUACAUGUGGUCCAUCGGAGGCGACAACCAGACGUAUCUGUUGGUGCACAACCUGGACGGAGCGAUACGGAUCAAGGAAGAAGUAUAUGAAAACGAGCGAUGGAUGCCCGUGGGGAGUUUUUCAAAAAGACUUUUGCCCACCGAUAGAUAUUGCUGGUCGUCGGAAAACGGUAAAGAAGAAAAAUUGAAGGAGAAUAUAAAGUUGCCCUCUUUUGUCUGGCAAUGGGAACAUGAGUGGCAGUUGGAGACCACAUUCGAGGAAAACGAUUUAGACAACAGCGGUUGGACAUAUGCGGUCGAUUUUUGUGCAAAGUUUUAUCCAACCAAACGCUGGAAUUCAUGCGUUAGGAGGAGAAAAUGGUACAGGAAUCGAAUUUACACAGGCAUGAAUUCUUGGUGUAUAAUUUCUCCUCUGCACAAAGAUUUUACUCAGGAACCAUUUAUUUGCGUUAGCAUUGGAGGGCAUAAGAUACCCGGAGCUCAACUUGGUGUCAUUAUGGUAUGGGCGGUGACAGCACAAGGAAGGAUUUUCUACCGUAAGAACGUAAACAAAAUGUGGCCCGAAGGCUGUUUGUGGGUCUGUGUUCCGACUAAAGAGGGCAGUGAAUCCAGAUAUAUUGAUUGUGGUCCGUCGGGUUCUGUUUGGGUAGUUUUAUGGAGUGGUGUCAUACUAGUCAGAAAAGAAGUCAGUGCUGAAACUCCACAAGGUAAAAAAUGGAUUAUAGUUGGAUCUCCGGAAGCAGAUUCCAAAAUAACUCAAAUAUCAGUCGGGUUUCAGUCAGUGUGGGCAAUUACUAACGAUUCUAGAGUAUGGUAUAGAAAAGGAAUUGAUCAAAAUCUCAAUGAAGGAACUUGUUGGGUGAAAUUAAACACAUUUAUGUUUUCAGUCUCCGUAACUCCAAACGACCAAGUAUUUUCAGUGGGUUUAGAUAGGCAUUUAUAUUUUAGGAGUGAUAUAUCUGAAAAUUAUCCUACUGGGAAAAAGUGGAUUCAUAUACAGGCAUCCAUUGAAAUUGAACAACCUAAAGAACAAGAGACAAAACUGGAAGGGAUAGAAUCGUGGAUAUCAUCAUCAUUUACUGAGCCUUCACAUUCUGCUCCAACACGUCUGGUUGGAAAUGAUUCAAAAAAUAAUUUAAACUUGAAUGCGAAAGAAAUCAAUCCUUCUCAACGCCGAGUGUCUGCUUGGAGUCCUAAACUUAGCAUUGGGUCUUUAAUUGGCAUGGAAGCUAAACCGGAUUCAUUUAUGGAAAUUCAAAGUAAUAUUUCAAUUAAAAAACCAAAAACAUUUUGGAGUUCUGUAGUGGGAGGCUCAAUUGAACCAGAUGUUUGUUUUAUUUCACAAUGGUUUAAUUCUCCAAAUGAUAGAGAAACUAUUUUUAAAAGCAAAUGGAGGCGAGAAAUAUUGGACAAAUUAAUUGUGUUGAGGUUAAAAGAAAAAGAAUUUCAACAAAUCACUUCUUUUGCUUUAUAAUCAGGAUCAUUCGAGUAACUCAUGUAAUUCAAUUUUCUAUUCAUAAAUAAUUUUUUUAAUUAAAGAUUUAUAAUAAAGAUCAAAUAAAAUCAGACCUGUACUACAAUCAUUAUGAUAGGGCCUUAGAUCAUCUUGUAUAAUAUGAUCUAAGUUCAGAACCCAGUGAGCAAAUGUGUACAAUUGGAGGUUAGAAGUUAUUUAUAAAACAACAACCAUUUAAUAGUUUCAAUUUCCAACACGAAACAAUAGAAGAAGUUAAGGAUGCUUGUUAAGGUUUGCUUGGCAGGAUUUUGAAAUAUGCCAACAUUGGACCUUGUAUGCAAAUAAUUCCAUCAGAAAAAUUAGUCUGUAUUAGUUAAAAACCAAAUAUUUACUUUGUAUCU